Messenger RNA from Cylas formicarius (sweet potato weevil), 3470 nucleotides. Its product is annotated as RNA cytidine acetyltransferase. Gene Ontology annotation, molecular function: ATP binding; tRNA binding; 18S rRNA cytidine N-acetyltransferase activity. Gene Ontology annotation, cellular component: 90S preribosome; nucleolus. The transcript is spliced from 14 exons. Gene Ontology annotation, biological process: rRNA acetylation involved in maturation of SSU-rRNA. Bases 357 to 3434 code for a protein of 1025 amino acids. NCBI's taxonomy places the organism in Eukaryota, Metazoa, Arthropoda, Insecta, Coleoptera, Brentidae. The record is from RefSeq and is a predicted model, not a curated record.
CUGCAAUAUAUGGCACAACAUAAGGGUUUUAGGGAGAAUUUCCAUUUGUUUAUUUUGGGGAUAGACAAAAUGUGAUGAAUUAUUUUUAUUUUAAAUUUAUCCUUGUCUACAGAAUAGCAUAUUAUUGUUAUAUUAUUAUUACUAGGUGAUCUAGCAAUAUAAGUGUGGACUUUAGGACAAAGCUACAAAGUUCAGUAAAUGUUUUCUUACAUAAGAGACACACUGCACACAGCAAAACAUUUGUAGAACGAAAUUUUAAAUCUUGUGCAUGGGCAGGUUUCUUCCAUCGUGACGAAGAACGAUUCUUCUUUUGAUCUGAUGGCCGAUUGUGAAGCCAAUGAAACUCUUAGCUCGAAAUGGUACGCAAAAAAAUUGAUAAUAGAAUUAGAGUUCUCAUUGAAAAUGGGGUAAAGUUGGGUCAUAGAACCUUAUUCAUAAUUGUUGGUGAUAAAGGUAGAGAUCAGGUAGUCAUUCUACACCACAUGCUUGCCAAAGCGGAGGUGAAAGCAAGACCUACGGUAUUGUGGUGUUAUAAGAAGGAGCUAGAUUUUAGUAGCCACCGCAAGAAACGCAUGAAGCAGCUGCAACACAAAAUCAAAGUGGGCAAAUUGAGCGUCAAUGAGGAUGACCCAUUCGAAUUGUUCUUAUCUUCAACCAAAAUCCGUUACUGUUAUUACUCAGAAACACACAAAAUUUUGGGCAACACGUAUGGGAUGUGCGUUCUGCAGGAUUUUGAAGCACUUACUCCUAACUUGCUUGCGAGGACGGUGGAAACCGUUGAGGGCGGAGGUAUAAUUAUAUUGUUGUUAAAAUCUGUAACAUCACUUAAACAAUUGUAUACUAUGUCGAUGGACGUGCAUCAGAGAUUCAGGACGGAAGCGCAUCAAAAUGUGGUGUGCCGAUUCAAUGAAAGAUUUUUGUUGUCACUUGCGUCCUGCAAACGGUGUCUGGUUUUAGAUGAUCAGUUGGCGGUUCUCCCUAUUUCCUCCCAUAAUUUGCAUGUAACACCAGUAGAACCGUCCCAAAAGGCAACGACUAAUGAGUCUGAGUUGACAGAACUUAAGGAACAGCUAAGAGACACCCAGCCAGUCGGCAGCUUGAUAAAUUGCUGUAAAACUUUGGACCAAGCUAGCGCCUUGCUGAAAUUUGUAGAGGCCAUUUCCGAAAAAACUUUGAGAUCAACAGUUUCAUUGACAGCCUCCAGAGGGCGCGGUAAAUCGGCGGCGCUGGGUUUAGCUGUCGCUGCGGCCGUUUCAUUCGGCUAUUCCAACAUUUUUGUGACCAGCCCGAGUCCUGAAAAUUUAAACACAUUCUUCGAAUUUGUUUUCAAAGGUUUCGACGCUUUGGAAUACCAGGAGCACCUCGAUUAUGGUUUGGUGCAGAGCACCAACCCAGAAUUCAAUAAAUCCAUUGUCAGAGUGAACAUAUUCAGAGAUCAUAGGCAGACAAUUCAGUAUAUUCAUCCGACGGACGCGCAUAGGCUCGCGCAGGCCGAACUUUUGGUGAUAGACGAGGCAGCAGCCAUACCCCUGCCUUACGUCAAGAAGAUGCUGGGGCCUUACCUGGUAUUUUUGGCGUCGACUAUAAACGGUUAUGAGGGCACGGGAAGGUCGUUGUCCUUGAAAUUGCUUCAACAGCUGAGGGUGCAGGCGGUGCCCGCGGGGACGAACGCUAAUACUGUCGAUAAGAAAAGUACCGCAGCCGCCAUCGGAAGGACCUUGCACGAGGUCACUUUGGACGAGUCGAUCCGUUACAAGCCGGGUGACGAGGUCGAGGCGUGGCUAACGAAACUGCUCUGCCUCGAUUCCACGUCGGUUGCACCCAUUUUGUCGGGUUGUCCGCCCCCCGACGGCUGCGACCUCUACUACAUUAACCGGGACACGCUAUUCUGCUACCACAAGGCGUCCGAGGAGUUUUUACAGCGUCUUGUCGCCCUCUACGUCGCGUCGCACUACAAGAACAGCCCGAACGAUCUGCAAAUGAUGUCGGACGCGCCCGCCCAUCACCUAUUUUGCCUCCUCGGGCCAGUCGAUCCCAAUAGGAAAACCCUACCGGAAGUACUCGUCUUUAUUCAGGUCUGCCUCGAGGGCGAGAUCUCCAAGGGCAGCAUCGAGGAAGGCUUCGCGAGGGGCAAAAGAGCCGCGGGAGAUCUGAUACCGUGGACUAUAGGACAGCAAUACCAAGAUGUCGACUUUCCGAAACUGGCUGGCGCUAGGAUCGUGCGAAUCGCUACCCAUCCCGAUUACCAAGGCAUGGGUUACGGCGCGAGGGCCCUGACCUUAUUGAAGCAGUACUACGAACUGAAAAUACCGAGCCUCGACGAAGGGGCGGGGCAUAAUGUAAGGAACGAGGUGGAGCUUGUCGACGACGACGCGGUCGGUCUUCUGGAGGAGUGUAUCGAGCCGAGGAAGUCCUUGCCGCCGCUCUUGCUCAAACUUAGCGAGAGACCGCCCGAGCGGUUGGAUUAUAUGGGAGUGUCGUUCGGACUGACUGAACGGCUGCUCAAAUUUUGGAAAAAGGCAGGAUUCGUGCCCAUUUACCUUCGGCAAACUACCAACGACUUGACGGGCGAACAUUCGUGCAUAAUGAUUCAAGCGCUUAACGAAGGGGAGGUGGAGCAGCAACAAUCUUCUAAUGAAGUUCGCUGGCUGACUGCCUACUGGUCGGAUUUCAGACGCCGAUUUAUCAAUCUCCUCGCUUAUCAGUUCGCCAAAUUUCCGCCAAGUUUGGGGCUGAGCAUACUCACCAACAGGGCCGUCAACCUACCUUCUAGAGAUUUGACCAAGGAGGAACUCGAUAUUCACUUGACCAAGUACGACGUCAAAAGGUUAGAAAUGUACAGCAAAAACUUGGUGGACUACCACCUGAUCGUCGACCUGCUGCCAACCAUAUCGCGGUUAUACUUCUUAAACGCGAUGGGCGAUGUUCAAAUGUCCGCCGUUCAAUCGGCGAUCCUGCUGGGUCUCGGGCUGCAACACAAGACGGCCGACGAGCUGGCGUUGGAGCUGGACCUACCGUCAUCCCAGCUUCUCGGCCUUUUCAACAGGAUAAUGCGCAGGUGCGAACGAUACCUGAAUGGAGUAGUUGAGUACACUGUGGAGAAGUCGUUGGUUGUGCAGAGAGAGGUGGAUUUGACGCCUGUCGCACAGAGCAUGAAUGAUGAGCUCGAGGAGGCAGCCAAGGAGCUGGAGAAGAGGCAGAAAAAGGAACUCGAGCAAUUGAAGAAGGCAAACCUCGAGCAGUACGUCAUCAAGGGCGCGGCAGAAGAUUGGAGCCGGGCACUGAGCGGAAAGGGAAAGAAGAACCUGAUAUCGGUCAAAACGGGCGAGGCGCGAGCCAAGGCGGGCGAUGCGGGCGCCGCGACGGAGGACCUCGACGCUGCGACGGUUCCGAAAGCGAAAAAAACGAAGAAUAAGCGGAAAAGGUCCCUUUAAUUUUCCGUGUUCAAUAAAACGUUUGUGUUAUACAAA